GCCGGGGUCACGUGACGGCGGCGGGGCGACCCCGGGCGGCGUGACCGGAGCGGGCGCCCUUCUCCGAUGCGGGGUCCCCUCCUGGCGGCCGCUGGGGGGGCCAUGGGGGGCGCGGGGGGACCCCUGGCCCGCACCAUCCGCGCCAAGCUGACGGCGGCUCUGCAGCCCACUCACCUGGAGGUGCGGGACGACUCCCCCCGCCACGGGGGUCCCCCCGGCGCCGAGACGCAUUUCGGGGUGCUGGUUGUGAGCGGGCGCUUCGCGGGGCUCCCCCUGCUCCAGCGGCACCGCCUGGUGCACGAGGCGCUGCGGGCAGAGCUGGCCGGGCCCCUGCACGCCCUGCAGGUCAUCGCUCGCACCCCCCAGCAGUGGGAGAGUGACCCCCAAGCCCCCCCCGCGCCCCCUUGCCUGGGGGGCUCCAAGAGGGAGCAGCGCCGCGGGGACGGGGAGAAGGAGCAGGAGGCGCCGGGGCAGCAGUGACGGCCCCGGAAGGCCCCCAGGAACAGUUCGGGUCUCCCGGGACCCCCACCCCGGUGUCAGCGCAGCAGAUGGAGCCUGGAGUUGGGAGGGGGCAAAAGUCCUGGGGGUGACCCCGCCCCCAUCAUCCUCUGCCCCAGUCCCCGCACCCCAUACCACCCCCAGCCCCCUCUCCCCAACCUGGACCCACCCCCCUGCUCCCAUCCUGUGGGGGAUUUUUGGGGCGUCCCUCCCAUUUAAUGUCUGAAUCAAUUUAAAUAAACGU
Molecule: messenger RNA, 742 nt
Organism: Pseudopodoces humilis (Tibetan ground-tit)
Lineage: Eukaryota; Metazoa; Chordata; Aves; Passeriformes; Paridae
Gene: BOLA1
Product: bolA family member 1
Cellular component (GO): mitochondrion
Source: RefSeq, a predicted model, not a curated record